This is a messenger RNA of Spea bombifrons (plains spadefoot toad), 3191 nucleotides long. RefSeq names its product tripartite motif containing 2 (gene TRIM2). The record is from RefSeq and is a predicted model, not a curated record. The transcript has 12 exons. Lineage: Eukaryota; Metazoa; Chordata; Amphibia; Anura; Pelobatidae. Gene Ontology annotation, molecular function: protein binding; ubiquitin protein ligase activity; zinc ion binding. The coding region runs from base 368 to 2602 and encodes 744 amino acids. Gene Ontology annotation, biological process: negative regulation of translation; protein polyubiquitination; proteasome-mediated ubiquitin-dependent protein catabolic process.
GGGUUGAAACCUAUCAAGCGACUCUGAAAUAAUCAAUGACCCAGAAAUCCCCCCCUCAGUGACAAAGCGGAGGCUGUCUUCAUUAUUUCUGCUGUGUUUUUCCUUGUGCGUCAUUCCUGUAUGAGGAUUACAGCAUCUCUAAGUGAUACAGGGUUGGAUGGAAAUGGCUCUGAUGGGGGAGAAUUGCCUACCCAGCCUCUCCCUGCUCUGUGUCUGAGAAUCUCUCCUAGCAAGAACUAUGGUUCCUCCCUUGGAAUUCUUUGUGACCCCCACAGCUUCUGCGCUAGCCUUUUGCUGAUAUGUUUUUUGCCAACAAACAUGGUGUGCCAGGUGGAAGGGAACUUAACCCACAUGUCAGUGGUCUAGGAUGGCCAGUGAAGGUUCCAAUAUCCCCAGCCCUGUGGUGCGCCAGAUCGACAAGCAGUUUCUGAUCUGCAGUAUAUGCCUCGACAGAUACAAAAACCCCAAAGUGCUUCCCUGUUUGCACACAUUUUGUGAGAGGUGUUUGCAAAACUACAUCCCGGCUCACAGUCUGACCCUAUCUUGUCCGGUCUGCCGCCAGACAUCGAUCCUGCCCGAGAAGGGUGUCUCCGCUCUACAAAAUAACUUCUUCAUUACAAACCUAAUGGAUGUGCUCCAGAGGAGUCCAGAUAAUGGCAUUGAAGAGUCUUCCAUCUUGGAGACGGUGAAUGCUGUUGCUGCUGGAAAGCCACUGUCCUGUCCUAACCAUGAUGGAAAUGUUAUGGAAUUCUACUGCCAGUCAUGUGAGACUGCCAUGUGCCAAGACUGUACCGGAGGGGAGCAUGCAGAGCACCCCACCGUACCCUUAAAAGAUGUAGUGGAACAGCAUAAGGCAGCCCUGCAGGAACAGUUGGAUGCCGUAAAGAAAAGGUUGCCUGAAAUUGAUUCAGCUCUUCAAGUAGUGUCGGAAAUUAUCAAUCAGUUGGCCAGUCAGAAAUCUAGCAUUGUUGAAGAAAUUCACACAACGUUUGAUGAUCUUCAGAAGACACUAAAUGUGCGGAAAAGUGUACUUCUCAUGGAACUGGAAGUUAACUAUGGUCUGAAACAUAAAGUUCUACAGUCACAGCUGGACACGUUAAUUGAAGGGCAGGAUAACAUCAAAAGUUGUACCACCUUUACAGCACAAGCUCUUAACCAUGGAAGUGAAACAGAGGUUUUGUUGGUUAAGAAACAAAUGAGUGAAAAGUUGAAUGAAUUGGCUGAGCAGGAUUUCCCACUGCAGCCCCAUGAAAAUGACCAGAUGGAUUUCAUUGUAGAAACUGAAGGAUUGAAAAAGUCAAUCCACAACCUAGGAACAAUCCUAACUACAAAUGCGGUGGCCUCAGAAACUGUGGCCACUGGCGAAGGGUUGAGGCAGAGUGUGGUUGGACAGCCAAUGUCAGUCACGAUAACAACAAAAGACAAAGAUGGAGAACUUUGCAAGACAGGUAGUGCUUAUAUCUCAGCUGAGCUGUUCACCCCUGAUGGCAGUGUCACUGAUGGUGAAAUACUUGACAAUAAAAAUGGCACUUAUGAAUUUUUAUAUACAAUUCCUAAAGAAGGUGACUUCACACUUUCUUUGAGACUUCACGAUCAGCACAUAAGGGGAAGCCCCUUUAAACUGAAGGUAGUCAAAUCGGCAGAUGUGUCCCCGACCACAGAAGGUGUAAAGAGGAGAGUCAAGUCUCCAGGAAGCGGACAUGUGAAACAGAAGGCAGUGAAGAGGCCUGCGAGUAUGUACAGCACUGGAAAAAGGAAAGAAAACCCUAUAGAAGAUGACUUGAUCUUUAGAGUUGGUACAAAAGGAAGAAAUAAAGGUGAAUUUACAAAUCUCCAAGGAGUAGCUGCGUCAACAAAUGGAAAAAUUCUGAUAGCCGAUAGUAACAACCAAUGUGUCCAGAUCUUUUCCAAUGAUGGACAAUUCAAAAGCCGCUUCGGUAUUCGAGGGAGGUCACCAGGUCAGCUGCAGAGGCCAACAGGAGUCGCUGUUCAUCCAAGCAGUGACAUCAUUAUUGCUGACUAUGACAACAAGUGGGUCAGCAUCUUCACAGCAGAUGGCAAAUUUAAGGCAAAAAUUGGAUCCGGAAAGUUAAUGGGACCCAAAGGUGUUUCGGUUGACCGCAAUGGACACAUCAUUGUAGUGGACAACAAAGCAUGUUGCGUGUUCAUCUUUCAGCCAAAUGGCAAAAUAGUGACCAGAUUUGGAAGCCGAGGAAACGGAGACAAACAGUUUGCAGGCCCUCACUUUGCAGCUGUUAACAGCAACAAUGAAAUAAUUGUGACAGAUUUCCAUAAUCAUUCAGUUAAGGUAUUUAACCAGGACGGGGAAUUUAUACUGAAGUUUGGAUCCAAUGGAGAAGGGAACGGACAGUUUAAUGCUCCAACUGGAGUAGCUGUGGAUUCCAAUGGAAAUAUUAUUGUAGCUGACUGGGGAAACAGCAGAAUACAGGUCUUUGACGGAAGUGGAUCAUUUUUAUCUUACAUUAAUACUUCAGCUGACCCACUCUAUGGGCCUCAAGGACUAGCCCUGACAUCGGAUGGCCAUGUGGUUGUAGCAGACUCUGGAAAUCAUUGCUUCAAAGUUUACCGAUACUUACAGUAAUUGAAGAAAUUCAGUUUUGUUAGAUUUACUGCACUGGAUGAACCAACUUCAUGCAAGAUGGAUGGAAAUAUCCCCACGCUUCAUUUGAAGCGUUCUCCAAAUAACUCUACUUUUAUCUAAUUCCUGUCCAAACAUGUUUACGUUUUGGUAAUGGGCCAUUCUCACUGAAAUGUUUCAUUGCUACAGAGGAUCGCAUUAGUGUGUUUAAUGAAGCCUUGACACAUCAAUGUUAAUUACUCACCUCCUGCACUUAGAUUUGAGGUCUUUUAAAUAACUACACGACGCUUGCUCCUCUCUAGAGUUUCUACUUAUAAUAGUCACACAUUUUCACCGUCACUGAGAACUGGGCAUUAUUCGAAGCCUUUGUAUCCUGGUAGGUAUUGUGUUUAAAAAUAUUGAAUAAAAUAAUAAUAAUAAUAAAAAAAUACACGCCGUUUAGUUGAUAGAACUCCUAAUAUGCAACAGUGAAAACUGUAAACAGCCCACGUGCACUUCUAUUUAUUUUGCGGUACACGCAGUAUAACAAAGUAAAUGUGCUUUCAUUUCAUGCAUUUUGACAGUACUAUAACUGUUUCAUGAUUUUUUUUUU